Molecule: messenger RNA, 1547 nt
Organism: Agrilus planipennis (emerald ash borer)
Lineage: Eukaryota; Metazoa; Arthropoda; Insecta; Coleoptera; Buprestidae
Product: replication protein A 70 kDa DNA-binding subunit
Exons: 7
Biological process (GO): telomere maintenance via telomerase; double-strand break repair via homologous recombination; nucleotide-excision repair
Cellular component (GO): DNA replication factor A complex; nucleus
Molecular function (GO): damaged DNA binding; single-stranded telomeric DNA binding
Source: RefSeq, a predicted model, not a curated record
GUAAUCUAUGACUGAACCUAUUUAAUACAUUUUUUACCGCCAAAAUAGUCUAAUCAAGCCAAUUUAACAAAUAUUUUAAGUUUUUUUCUUGUGCAUAUAUCAUCAUGACUCUGCCCAAAUUGUCAGAGGGAGCUCUAAGUAUUAUUAUGAAGGGGGGCACAUUUGAGAACCCUAUCAUGCAAAUUCUUGGUAGCAAGAAAAUAGCAUCAGGAAGCUCCGACAAGGAACGUUAUCGACUGUUACUGUCAGAUGGAAAAUAUUUAAUAUCAUUUGCAAUGUUGUCUACUCAUAUAAAUGAAUUGAUAGUAGCUGGUGAAUUGAAAUGCAAUUCUAUAAUAAAGAUAAAAAAGCACAUAACAAGUGUUAUCAAUAACUCAGGGAGAGGUGACAAACGAGUCUUGGUCAUACUUGAUCUUGAAUUGUUAGUGCCUGGAGAUACUUGCUCCAAAAUUGGAUCUCCUGUACAACUACCAGACGAUGAAAUUUCUUGCAGUUCAAGCGAACAGAAUAGUACUACCUCAAAUGGCACAAAGGCACACCCCCAGGAAGAAAGAAGUACUGUCUCUCACAAUCAAUCAAGUAACUUGAAUUCUUCAUUAAAUACUUCAUUGCAAGAUUCAGUGAUACAUCCAAUUUCCAGUUUAAGCCCUUACCAGAACAAGUAAUAUCAAGAUUGUAGUGUUGUAUUUUUACAGAUUGAAAUUACUUUGUGGGGUAGAGAUGCUGAAAACUUUGACGGUUCUUCCCAACCGAUACUCGCAUUGAAAGGCGCCAGAGUUGGAGAAUUUAAUGGAGGAAAGAAUAUAUCCGUCUUAAGCAGUACACAUUUAAAAAUCAAUCCUGAUAUUCCUGAAGCCCAUCGUUUAAGAGGAUGGUUCGAUAAUGGAGGUUCCAAUAAUACAGUUACCAACUUAAGUGUAAGGUCUGGAGCUGGAGGAGCAAUUUCAGCACCUUGGAUGAAUUUUGAGGAAGUAAAAUUAAACAAACUGGGGAAUGCCGAAAAGGGUGACUAUUUCCAAGUAAAAGCCACAGUGUUGCUUAUCAAGACCGAAAAUGCUCUUUAUAAAGCCUGUCCUACUGAAGAAUGUAAUAAAAAAGUCAUCGAUCUCCAAAAUGGAAUGUACAGAUGUGAAAAAUGCAACGCGGAAUUUACUAACUUCAAAUAUCGAUAUAUUUUAAUGCUCAAUAUAUGUGACUGGUCAGGCAAUCAGUGGGUUAAUAUGUUCAAUUCAGAAGCGGAGAAAAUGCUUGGUGUAACUGCUCAAGAGGCAGGUGAAGCCCUAGAAAACGACCCAGAAGCUUUUGCUGCUAUUGCAGACAGAGUACAUUUCAAGGAAUUUGUAUUUAAGUGCCGAACCAAAUCAGAAGUGUAUAAUGACGAGAAUCGCCUAAAAACCACUGCCCUUGCAGUAAAUCCAAUUGAUUAUAAGGAGUACAAUGCAUAUUUACUAUCAAAAAUAGAUAAUAAUUUAAAUUGUUGAACUUCUUGUGUCAAAUCCUACCUUAUUUUGUUUAAUUUAAUUUUGAUUUAUUUGUUAAUGCUUAUA